Cicer arietinum (chickpea) is the source of this 1784-nucleotide messenger RNA. Its product is annotated as cyclin-H1-1. The record is from RefSeq and is a predicted model, not a curated record. Gene Ontology annotation, biological process: regulation of transcription by RNA polymerase II. NCBI's taxonomy places the organism in Eukaryota, Viridiplantae, Streptophyta, Magnoliopsida, Fabales, Fabaceae. Gene Ontology annotation, molecular function: cyclin-dependent protein serine/threonine kinase regulator activity.
GCUGCUUCUACCACUUUUUCCGUGACCUUUUUUUUUUUUGUCUUCUGUUGGCUCCGAAAUCUCCCUCGUUUUCUCUCUAACGCAGCCUUGAACGUUCACUCUCUCGGUUCCUUUCCGAUUCUCUCAGUUCCUUGCCGCAUAUUUGGCUGUUUGGGUCUUGUUUCCAGUGUGUAUUACGUUAGGCAGGACACAGCAGAGUGAAUUGCAAUUUGCCAGCGAUUGGUUAUGUGCAUUGAUUGGCAUGAGCACUGCUUGCAUUCAAACAAAGAGAGCAGUAUACUGACCUCGCUUGUUCCCAGCUUGAAGAACCAAUCAGUGUUUGCCCCUAUUUAAUUUGUGGGUAAAAACCACCUAAUUUUGGGUUUCUGAUUGGCCAUGGCUGAUUUUAUGACCUCUACCCACCGAGCCAAGUGGAUCUUCUCUCCUCAAAAACUGGUUGAGAAAUAUGAAGCUGCUAAUCAGAGAGCCAGACAAACCCUAGAGAAGUGUGGAGCAACUCUAAUGGAAGUAGAUGUUGACGGGUCUUUAUCAUAUCCUGAACCCCAGACGACUGCAAACGAUAGUGCUGAAAAGCAUUCUCGGAUAAAACCUCUUAGUAUUGAAGAAGAACAAUGUAUUAAAGUAUUUUAUGAAAACAAGCUACAAGAAGUGUGUAAAAAUUUUCACUUCCCUCAUAAGAUCCAGGCAACAGCCCUCAUAUUUUUUAAAAGAUUCUAUCUGCAAUGGUCGGUGAUGGAACAUCAACCAAAAAAUAUAAUGUUGACCUGCAUAUAUGCUGCUUGUAAGAUAGAAGAAAAUCAUGUUUCAGCUGAGGAGCUCGGCAAGGGGAUUUCACAGGAUCAUCAAAUGAUUCUCAAUAAUGAGAUGAUAGUUUAUCAGAGUCUGGAAUUUGAUCUUAUAGUUUAUGCUCCAUAUCGCUCAGUUGUUGGCUUUACAGAUUAUAUGAAGGAAUUUUGCAAUGCUGGUGAGGACGAGCUUCAAACACUCAAGGCUUUGCAAAAUACAGCAACACUGGAAAUUGAUAAAAUGAUGCUUACAGAUGGACCACUCUUAUUUCCUCCUGGGCAGAUGGCCUUGGCCGGUCUGCGCACCUCAAAUGCCCUCCAUAACGUUGUUGACUUUGAUAGUUUUCUGAGCAGAAUUUUGUCCCAUCAGAAUUCCAUGCAUACAAUGGCUGAGCUUCAGGAAUCAUUAGAUGCAAUUGAUUCUUGGGUUAGAAAAUACAGAAGUCCUUCUGAGAAGGAAUUGAAGCAUAUCAACCGGAAACUGAAGUCUUGUUGGGGUCUUAGCUCUCAUGACGAGGGAAAGAAGAGGGAGAAGAAAUCAAAGCACAAGUCCAAAAAGAGCUCAAAUGAAGCACAAAACACAUAGUCUCUUUUCUAGUUUUUAUUACAUUCAAUUGAGGCUCUUCUGAAUUUUGGAAGGGAGUUUGUUUUUGUUUUUGUUUUUGUUUCUAUUGAACUUGAAGGACGGAGUGUUGAAAAGUAAUUGGUUGGAGAGGAGGAGAGAAGGAGCCAAAUCCAUAGCAAGUUCUAGCCCAUCUCCAAAUGUGGGGGAAUUUGAAUGGAAAAAAUAUUUAAGGUUUAUCCCCCCACUAAAGGUGCAAGAGCAUUAGUAACUGACCAAGAAUCUUAGGAAAACUCCUGCAGCAAGCUUAAUAGCGAGUCUGAUUUUGGUAUGUUUGCUGAUCCGUGAUGUCUCUCGAUUGCUUUUUGUAUGACAUUACGCCCCAGCGAACUAAUUGAUACAUCUAAUGUUAUUCCUUGUUUUUUUCUUCUUCUAAA